This is a messenger RNA of Phragmites australis (common reed), 1880 nucleotides long. RefSeq names its product metal transporter Nramp5-like. The record is from RefSeq and is a predicted model, not a curated record. Bases 115 to 1722 code for a protein of 535 amino acids. Gene Ontology annotation, biological process: metal ion transport. Gene Ontology annotation, molecular function: manganese ion transmembrane transporter activity; cadmium ion transmembrane transporter activity. The transcript is spliced from 13 exons. NCBI's taxonomy places the organism in Eukaryota, Viridiplantae, Streptophyta, Magnoliopsida, Poales, Poaceae. Gene Ontology annotation, cellular component: membrane.
UUUUUAGUCUUUGCGCAAGACGCAUAUGUUUGCCUGGUGUGUAUAUAGUUGGACAAGAGGGUGGCAAGAGGGCACCACUCCACAACAUCUCCUCCAAGCUGAUAGAUAGAGAGCAUGGAGAUUGAGAGAGAAGCCCCGGGCGACGAGAGAGCGAGGAGCUGGAGUGCUAAUGUGGCGCAAGAAGACACUAAGAAGCACCAAGACAGUGAUCAGUUGAUCAAGGUUAUUUAUGAGCCUUCAUGGAAAAGGUUCCUGGUUCAUGUUGGACCAGGUUUUAUGGUGUCUUUGGCAUACUUAGAUCCUGGAAAUUUGGAAACAGAUCUGCAAGCGGGAGCAAAUCACAGAUAUGAACUCCUAUGGGUGAUUCUAAUUGGUCUCAUCUUCGCACUGAUCAUACAAUCACUAGCAGCUAAUCUUGGAGUGGUGACAGGAAUGCAUCUUGCUGAGAUAUGCAGGAGCGAGUAUCCAAAGUUUGUGACGGUCUGUCUAUGGAUUCUUGCAGAGAUGGCCGUGAUUGCUGCAGAUAUCCCGGAAGUUAUCGGCACGGCCUUCGCUUUCAACCUCUUGUUUCACAUCCCCGUGUGGGUCGGAGUCCUCAUCACCGGCUCCAGCACGCUCCUGCUGCUCGGGCUACACAAAUAUGGGGUGCGGAAGCUGGAGUUUUUGAUCUCAAUGCUGGUGUUCGUCAUGGCGGCGUGCUUUUUCGGGGAACUGAGCAUCGUGAAGCCUCCGGCGGUGGAGGUCCUGAAAGGGCUGUUCGUCCCCAGGCUCAAGGGCCCUGGCGCCACGGGGGACGCCAUUGCUCUCCUUGGAUCCCUUAUCAUGCCACACAAUCUGUUCUUGCACUCUGCACUUGUGCUGUCGAGGAAGACGCCCCCAGCGGUGAGAGGGAUCAAGGACGCCUGCAGGUACUUCCUAUACGAGAGCGGGUUCGCGCUCUUCGUGGCGCUGCUGAUCAACAUCGCCGUCGUCUCCGUCUCCGGAACCGUCUGCUUCUCCAGCAACCUCUCGCCGGAGGACGCCACGAAAUGCGGCGACCUCACACUCGACGGAUCAUCUUUCCUCCUCAAGAACGUGCUAGGUAGGUCGAGUUCCAUCGUAUACGGCGUGGCCCUCUUGGCGUCUGGGCAAAGCUCCACCAUAACAGGCACUUACUCGGGCCAGUACAUCAUGCAGGGGUUUCUGGAUAUCAGGAUGAAGAAGUGGCUGAGGAACCUGAUGACCCGCAGCAUCGCCAUUGCGCCAAGCUUAGUAGUCUCCAUCAUCGGCGGCUCCAGUGGAGCCGGGCGUCUCAUCAUUAUCGCAUCGAUGAUAUUGUCCUUUGAGCUUCCGUUUGCCCUUAUCCCUCUUCUGAAGUUCAGCAGCAGCAGCAGCAAGAUGGGGCCUCACAAGAACUCCAUCUACGUUAUCGUGUUCUCGUGGUUUCUUGGCCUGCUUAUCAUCGGCAUCAACAUGUACUUUCUGAGCACGAGCUUUGUGGGGUGGCUCAUCCACAACUCGCUGCCCAAGUAUGCCAACGUGCUCGUAGGCAUCAUCGUCUUCCCCCUCAUGCUCAUCUACAUCUUGCCCGUCAUCUACCUCACCUUCAGAAAGGAUACCGUCGUCACUUUCGUCGCCGACUCCUGUCAGACCGAUGCUGAGAAGGCCAAGGCGGCUGGCGAGGACGAGGACGAGCCCGUGCCGUACCGGCAGGACCUGUCAGACAUCCCUCUCCCGGAGUAGACAAGCUCUAGCGAGUCUAGCUACUUUAUAUGUACCGUUACUUGUCAGUAUAUAUAGUAGUAAUUGAUACAUAUCUUGUGUACGGCACGGCACGUGCCAGCCGCCGGUUCAUCUUCGGAUGUUUCUGAUUUCACUAAUACAAAAGCUAUUUUUCAAAA